Rotaria socialis is the source of this 717-nucleotide messenger RNA. Lineage: Eukaryota; Metazoa; Rotifera; Eurotatoria; Philodinida; Philodinidae. The record is from the annotation of a GenBank genome assembly.
AUGAAAAUUUCAUCUUCUCGUUGCACAACAAUAACUAAUGGAAAAAUUACAAGUUCUGUACAAAGAAAUAAACCAUUAGUCACACCAAUACCAAUUAUUCGUGUACCUUCGCCUACUCCUGUUGCAAUUCCACAAAUUGAAACAGUGCCAAACGACCAAAUUACUAUUCGUAAAAGUCGACAUGAACAAGAUAAUUCGAUAAGUUAUACGUGUAGUUUGUGUAAUUGCCGGUGUUGGUCUAUACGCAAUAUACGCCGACACGUACGCCUUCAUGCUGAUACUCGUCCGUAUACUUGUAAUAUAUGUGAAUUAAAAUUUAAAUCAUAUAGUAAUUUAAUGAAGCAUUUUAAAACUAAUCGACAUCAACAAAAUAAAGAAACUGAUCAAAAGAAUUGGACGAUUGAUAGCGCAGCGCUUGAAGAACAAAAUAAAUUAAUUAAUCAAGUAUUAAUUAUCGAUGACGAUAAUCAUCAAGUAGAAGAAUGUGAAAUAUCAACUUCUCCAAUAGAUGAAUCGAACAAUCUACUUGAAGAUUUACAUAUACCUGAUAGUCGUUUAAUUGAUGGUGAUGCUGCUGAACUUGCUCUGAUAGAUCCAAACACAUUUGAAGAACUGCAUAAAGCAGCUGAAUGUUUACUCAACUUACAAGGAGCUUAUUAUUUUGGUGAAGAUGAAAAUAAUGGAACAGACAAAUCAAAUUCUCUGCUUUCAACUUAA